AUGCGGUCUUCAGUCUCUACCGCGACAGUGCCGUCAAAGGAGCCUGUUCCCCGAAGCUUCACUGUGAAAGGGGAGAAACAGCAGGAGCCAAAAGCCAAGAAUGAACACGAUCACUUUUUCUGGACAUACACCGAAGAGCCCCAUAGGACACGACGUAUGGCUAUCAUCAAGGCACAUCCAGAGGUAACGAAGCUUUGUGGCCCUGAGCCUCUCACCAAAUACGUCGUCCUACUCGUCGUCUCGAUCCAAGUCCUUUGCGCAUACCUCCUCCGCAAUACGCCCGUCAUAUCAUGGACUUUCUUCCUUACCGCAUACGUAAUCGGUGCCACGGCCAACCAGAACCUUUUCCUCGCCAUUCACGAGAUAUCGCACAACUUGGCUUUCCGAUCGCCUCAGGCAAACAGGAUCUUUGCCGUGUUUGCGAACCUGCCAAUUGGCAUUCCAUACAGCGCCUCCUUCAGGCCCUACCACCUGACACAUCACAAGUCGCUGGGUGUCAAUGGUCUCGACACGGAUCUGCCCACUGCUUUUGAGGCUAUCUUCCUCGAUUCGGUCGCUGGCAAGGCCUUCUUCGCGACCUUCCAGAUUCUCUUCUACGCCCUCCGACCUAUGUUCGUCUACGCCCUGCCAAUGACCAAGAUUCACCUCUUCAAUGUCGUUGUACAACUCGCUUUCGAUUUCGCACUCGUCCGAUUCGCAGGAGGCAGGGCAUUGGGCUACCUGAUCAUGAGCAGCUUCCUCGCCGGAUCUCUACACCCGUGCGCAGGUCACUUCAUCGCCGAACACUACGUUUUCGAGAAGCCCAAGAAGGACCCGUCGAACCCCGCCAACAAGAUCCCACUUCCCGAGACCUACUCGUACUACGGACCUCUCAACUUCUUCACCUAUAAUGUCGGUCUACACAACGAGCACCACGACUUCCCUGCGAUCCCCUGGACGCGCCUCCACGCGUUGAACCGUAUCGCGCACGACUUCUACAAAGACUUGCCGCAACACAAGAGCUGGGUAUACGUCAUUUGGCAAUUCAUCUGGGAUAAGGACAUCAGUCUGUGGUGCAGGAUUAAGAGAGAGGAGGGCGGACGCAAGGUUGGCGCUGGCAGUGGAUGGAACGAGGAAGAGUUGGGCUCCAACGAGAAGAAGGGACCCAUCCCUGGUGUCCUAUAG
Molecule: messenger RNA, 1164 nt
Organism: Alternaria ventricosa
Lineage: Eukaryota; Fungi; Ascomycota; Dothideomycetes; Pleosporales; Pleosporaceae
Exons: 2
Coding region: 1-1164 (387 amino acids)
Biological process (GO): ceramide biosynthetic process
Cellular component (GO): membrane
Molecular function (GO): sphingolipid delta-4 desaturase activity
Source: RefSeq, a predicted model, not a curated record